CAGGAAGUAAACAAACUGAUGGAGCUCUCAAAAAAAGAAAACAAGACGUUGCUAGCUUCGUGCAAGUGAUACAGUUGCCAUGACCGGUUGUAUCAUUUUACUUGUUGUACUUUCCGAAACAUCCAGCUAGCUAUAUUGACUAAGACACUGAAUAUAAGUCAUAUGAAGAGCCAUGUCUCACACUCAGUCCGAGACGGUUGGCCCAAUUCAGUGGACCAUGGCGGAGCUACUGGGUCAGAGGAGCCUACUGGGCUUUGGAGCUCUUCUGACAUGGCUGAUUCUCUUCCAUUUACUGGUGAACGUAUGGCUGCUGUGUGUCUUCACCAGUCUCCUGGUGGUCAUGGGGGGCUGGCUGGGAUCUCAGGCUGUCCUGGACUCCAACAGCGUUGUUCACCUAGAGAGGUUCAUCACAUUGGAAAGGGUCCCUCCUUCGCCUGAGAGUGAACGGCAGCUAGACCACGAGAUACAGACCACCGUGCGCAAGAUAAUCCGAGACUUUGUGUCCUCCUGGUACUGCAUAGUGUCCUCGGAGCGGGACUUUGAGGUCGAGGUGCAAAGUGCCAUGUACUCCAUGGCGAUGGAGCUGAAGAAUCGGUCAAGAAGAGUGGAUAGGAAGGUCCUGACCCAGAGGGUUUUGGACCUGUGUGGCGGCCACCUUCAGAGCUACCUGAGAGCCAAAGAAGUCAUGGCCGAGCUGGAGAAGCAACCGGAUGGAGAGAACAGCCUCUGGAAAGCAUACUCCCAGGUCUGCACACCUCACCCUGCUGUGAAGAGCUCAGCCAUGGAGGUGAACUACGCCAGGGCUAUUGUUGACCUGCUGCUGCAUGUCCUUGUCCCUCCGCCUCACCUGGAAACCCGAACGGGAAGGUUUGUGGUCGGAGAGCUCAUCACAUGCAAUGUCCUUCUCCCCUUCAUUACGAAACUAUCGGAUCCAGACUGGCUGAACCUGUUAAUCAUUUCCGUUUUCACCAAGUCAAGUAUGCAAGCCCCCAAAGCCUCAGAACCACCAAAACCACCAUCACUGCCACAGCUCACUGUCUUAGAGCAGGAUCAGCCCCAGCAAGACAUUCAGGUCCCUUGCUCUUUACCCUUAAGGAUCCUAUCAGAAACACCUAACGACACAGAGGUUGCCACACCUGAGUUGGCUGCUUACGAUAUCAUCGACUCGGCAGAGUUGUACUGCCCUCAGAAUAAUAUAGAGGAAGAAGAGCCUAGACAGGCUAGACAGUACAUUGGUAUCUGCCCAAUGGACUACCUGAGACCAGUCAAAUCCAACCCGUUCUACCAAGAGACCGACUCAGAUCUGGACUCGCCACUGACAGAUUUCAAGAGGAGCUCCAUGGAGUCCCUGGUUCUGAUUGGUGCGGAGGAAGCGCUGUCGGACCGUUUCCGAGAGUGUGCCAAGCCCACUGACAUCAGCAGCGUCAUGGAUCUGGAGGAUGACCUCCGGGUUUACCCUGGCCUAGCCGAGGUCACUUCCUCCCCCAAAGUUGUGGUCUCUGAACAACAGGAUCACCCCGACGCCUUCGCUAAUGCGUUGUGCACCAUGACGGAGGACGUUCCCUCGAGUGUCCGCAGCCUCCAGGACCUGGAGACGAGGGACAGCGGCACCAGUCCAGAGAGAGAGCUGCUGAGCGUGGACCUGGCGGUUGGCUGCCACUCCAACGGGCUGAUGGCGUCGGUGAGCGGCCCUCUGCAGACCUCCUCCCCCAUGGUGCCCCUGCCCUCCUUCAGCUUCGAGCCCCUCAGCAGCCCCGAAGGCCCGAUCAUCAUCCAGAACCUUCGCAUCCCCGGGACCAUCACGGCCAAGGAGCACCGUGGCACCGGCUCGCACCCGUACACUCUCUACACGGUCAAGUAUGAAACAGCAAUGGACUCUGAUAACCCAGGGUCUAUCCAGCCAGUUGCCUAUCACACGGUCAACCGCCGAUAUAGUGAGUUUCUCAACCUACAGACCCGCUUGGAGGAGAAAUCAGACUUGCGAAAACUCAUCAAAAAUGUGAAAGGACCAAAGAAAAUAUUUCCAGACUUGCCGUUUGGUAACAUGGACAGUGACAAAGUUGAGGCCAGGAAAGGGCUGCUCGAGACUUUUCUCAAGCAACUUUGUGCUAUACCCGAAACUGCCAACAGUGAAGAAAUGCAGGAGUUUCUUGCUCUUAAUACAGAUGCAAGAAUUGCCUUUGUCAAGAAGCCGUUCAUCGUAGCACACAUAGACAAGAUUGUGGAUACCUUGAAGACGGCGUUUCCUCGCUCAGAGCUACAGAGCCCUACAGAAGACAUGGACGGAGAUACUGAGGGAAAGCCUUCCUCGGAUAAGAAAAACAAGUCCCGGCUAAGGUUCUCCAGUAAAAUCACCCCAGUCCUUAAUGUCUCUGACAUGAGGCCUAAAGUGCUAUACUGCUUGGAUGAGGGGAGCACAGGGUUUAACGGCCUGUCGAUAGCUGGCCUAGAGGCCUUCAUCAAGGAGCAGGAACUAGCGGUGAUGUGUGAUGCAGAGGCUGAGAGGGAAUGCAGUCCAGGCCUCACAGGAGAACUUGGAGGCUGUGGGUGCCCACAGAAUAAAUUACCAGGUGCAUCCAUUCAAGAUUCUGUGGCAGAGACGGCCCUGGCUGACGUGGCCCUAGACAUCAUGUGUCUGCUGAUGAAAGACCAGUGGAGCUGGCUGUGCACCGACAACAUCCGGAAGACUAUCCGGCUGCUAUUUGGAACCCUCAUUGACAGGUGGCUUGACGUGAGCGUUGCUAACCUGACCUGUACCCAGUACUGGGUGAUCUACCUGCGGGUGCUGCAGGAUGCGGUGUGGCCGGGGGGCAGCCUACCAGCCCUGCCCCGCCCGGAGCGCAGCCACCAACAGAAGGAGGACACCAAGCAGCAGUCCCUGCACUGCCUCAUGAAACUACUGCCAGAUCUGCUCUCAGAUAUGCUGGGCUCUGACAAAUACCAACUAAGCUGGCAGACUGCACUGGAAUCUCUGCAGGACCCUUACAUAAACAGACACCUGGUCUACUGUAUCUGGGACCUUCUCCUCGAGUUCCUCGUCCCCGAAACAUCUGAGGAGGACUUUCAGAAAACCCUGCUGCAAAGUCUGUCCAAAAAUGCAGAGAAACUACCACCAUGAAAGCCGUGGGAGAGAUACUGCGGUACACACACAUACACACACGCACGCACACACAUGUUUAAUCAACUGUGUCAGUGAAUAGCCCUUGAUGAAAGUCCAGCCUAGCGCAUCUGAAUCAAUUCCAUUAUUCAUGUGUCCCCACCUUUAACGCUGAAAUUUUGGACCCGAGGUCAUCCGGGUCUGUCUCCGAUUUAGUCCAUGACGUUUGUGGGUCUCAAACAUCGGCCACACAUCCGGAGCAGCUUUGAUUAUCCAACACCUGUUUUCUGUUUGAUCAGAAUACCUCUCUGAUCCCCAAAAGCCCAACACACCAGAUCUGUACGUGUGGGAAAAGCCGCCUUCCCAAACUUCCCAAAUCCACCCUUUUUCCUGCUUCCUAAAACCUCCAGCUUUGGACCAAACUCAUUUCAGAUGGACUUCACACCAACGUUAUCCUUCGUGGUCUUUCUGUAUCCUGUUGGAGCUAGAAGUUUACUAGAAUCGCUAGUGGUUUGGAGAAGUCCAAUUUAGAUUUUUCCCCACUUUAGGCUUACUGUGUCGUGCUUUGCCCUUUCGGGAUGACUUGCCUUUGUGUUCCCCAUUAUAUACCCCUAUUCCUUUGGCUCUACACCAAGCUCCACAUCUGUUGUGUUGCAUUAAUACUGUACUUCCUUCCUCCUGAGGCCUGGCUCGUACUGAUAUGGUCCACUGAUACGUUUCUGUUAAAGUGGUCACUCACAUGUUUUGAACUUGUAUGAUGAAGGCCACUGCACUUUGAAGCGCUUGAUAGCCACUUUUCCCACGGGCCUGACAUGGUUGUUUUAAAUAAUAUACUCUACAAGUACAGUCGUGGUCAAAAGUUUUGAGAAUGACACAAGUAUUGGUCUUCACAAAGUUUGCUGCUUCAGUGUU
Coregonus clupeaformis (lake whitefish) is the source of this 4009-nucleotide messenger RNA. It is a transcript of the gene snx19b, whose product is annotated as sorting nexin 19b. The record is from RefSeq and is a predicted model, not a curated record. Gene Ontology annotation, molecular function: phosphatidylinositol binding. Lineage: Eukaryota; Metazoa; Chordata; Actinopteri; Salmoniformes; Salmonidae. The coding region runs from base 173 to 3118 and encodes 981 amino acids. Gene Ontology annotation, cellular component: early endosome membrane; intracellular membrane-bounded organelle. The transcript has 12 exons.